Molecule: messenger RNA, 634 nt
Organism: Acromyrmex echinatior (Panamanian leafcutter ant)
Lineage: Eukaryota; Metazoa; Arthropoda; Insecta; Hymenoptera; Formicidae
Product: cancer-related nucleoside-triphosphatase homolog
Molecular function (GO): ATP hydrolysis activity
Source: RefSeq, a predicted model, not a curated record
GACGUAAACAUUGCUACGAGUCAUGGAAACUAGCGGUGCAUCGCGGCCUUUACAUGUACUACUUACGGGUCCACCAGGGAUAGGUAAAACUACAGUAUGCAAAAAAAUCGCGUCCGCGCUGGAGAAAAAGGGCAGCAGGUUUGAUGGAUUUUACACAGAGGAAGUGCGAGAUCAGAGUGGCUCCAGGAUUGGCUUUGACAUUGUGCGAGUAAAGGAUCCUGGAAACAGAUUAUCCUUAGCAAAAUUAAUGACAGACUCAACAGAUACGCGAAAUAAAACCUCUCCCAGGUAUCAAGUGGGAAACUACCGCGUUUUUCGAGAUAAUUUCGAGACUAUAGCGCUUCCAAUAUUGGAUUUGGACACUGAUAUAUUGCUUAUCGAUGAAAUUGGCAAAAUGGAAUUAUUUAGUGAAGACUUCAAGAAGAAAAUAAUGAACAUAUUUUUCGGUUCUCCUACGAAAGCUUUCGUAAUCGGGACUAUUCCGCAAAUACAUAAAACACCGCAACGACACGCAGCACUGUUCCAAAAAUUACAUGAAGACGAAAGAAUUAAGAUUUUGAAAGUGACCCAUGGAAAUCGGAAUGAUUUACCAAAGGAAAUUAUACAUUAUUUCUCAUAAAUUUAUAUUAAUUAA